AAAUCCCCCAAAUAAGUACACACCAGAGGCCCCAUUUUGUCCUGCCAAAGCAUAUAAACACUGUUAUCCCCUUCUUCUCGCCCAAUUUCUUUCAAAUCCCAAAUUCUCACUCUCUUUUCUCUCCCAAAAACUUCAAUUUGAGUAUUUAUUCACUCUUAUCCAUGGCUUCAAUUUCAGCAACAACUGCCACCGCCACCACUUGUUCAACUAAACUCAUAAACCCUUCAACUAACAAUACCCUUAAACCCUCCAAACUUAUCCUAUCCUCUUCUUUUACCCCAAAUUUCUCAACCCUUUUCCUCCACUCACCCACCACCCCCACUUCUCCCACCACCCACCACCAACAACGCCGCUUCACUCUCCGUGCAGCACGUGGCAAAUUCGAAAGAAAAAAACCCCACGUCAACAUUGGUACUAUUGGCCACGUCGACCAUGGUAAAACCACACUUACUGCAGCUUUAACCAUGGCGCUUGCCUCUUUAGGUAACUCCGCCCCAAAAAAAUACGAUGAAAUUGAUGCUGCCCCAGAAGAACGUGCCCGUGGUAUUACAAUAAACACUGCUACAGUUGAAUAUGAAACCGAAAAUCGACAUUAUGCACACGUGGACUGCCCUGGUCAUGCUGAUUAUGUUAAGAAUAUGAUUACUGGUGCUGCCCAAAUGGAUGGUGCUAUACUUGUUUGUUCAGGUGCUGAUGGACCAAUGCCACAGACAAAAGAACAUAUUUUGCUUGCUAAACAAGUUGGUGUUCCUAAUAUGGUUGUGUUCUUGAAUAAACAAGAUCAGGUUGAUGAUGAAGAGUUACUUCAACUUGUUGAAUUGGAGGUAAGAGAGCUUUUGUCUAGUUAUGAGUUUCCUGGUGAUGAUAUUCCUAUUGUGUCGGGUUCUGCUUUAUUGGCUUUAGAAGCGUUGAUGGCGAAUCCUAGUAUUAAAAGAGGUGAAAAUCAGUGGGUUGAUAAGAUUUAUGAGUUAAUGGAUAAUGUUGAUAGUUAUAUCCCUAUUCCACAAAGACAAACUGAGUUGCCUUUUUUAAUGGCUAUUGAAGAUGUGUUUUCGAUUACUGGUAGAGGUACGGUUGCGACAGGGAGGGUAGAGAGAGGGACUGUUAGGAUCGGAGAUACGGUUGAUAUUGUAGGAUUGAGGGAUACUAGGAGUACUACUGUUACCGGGGUUGAGAUGUUUCAGAAGAUUUUGGAUGAAGCAAUGGCUGGUGAUAAUGUGGGGUUAUUGUUGAGAGGUAUUCAGAAGAUUGAUAUUCAGAGAGGAAUGGUGUUGGCGAAACCUGGAAGUAUUACUCCUCACACAAAGUUUGAAGCUAUUGUGUAUGUGUUGAAGAAGGAAGAGGGUGGUAGGCAUUCCCCCUUUUUUUCGGGGUACAGGCCUCAGUUUUACAUGAGGACUACUGAUGUGACUGGGAAAGUUACUUCGAUAACGACUGACAAAGGAGAGGAAUCUAAGAUGGUUAUGCCUGGUGAUCGUGUGAACUUGGUGGUUGAGCUUAUUAUGCCGGUGGCUUGUGAGCAAGGGAUGAGAUUUGCUAUUAGGGAAGGAGGAAAGACUGUUGGAGCUGGUGUUAUUCAGAAAAUUAUUGAGUGAUCAACGAGCAGCUGCACGUUUCCCUUCAAAUGGUCCGGCCCUUGUCAUGCAAUAUUCUUAAUCCGUUGUCAUAUAUGAAAGUUUUUGGUUACUUCUUUUCUUUUAGAAUCAUAGUUUAGUUGGAGAAAUCUUGUUAUAAGUCAAUGAUAGUGGACCUUUGAGAGUUUGCUUCAGUUUUGCUGCUUUAUGUUUCAUUUGUUUGAAAGGAACGAUACCAUUUGUCUCUUGU
Lycium ferocissimum is the source of this 1824-nucleotide messenger RNA. RefSeq names its product elongation factor Tu, chloroplastic. Gene Ontology annotation, molecular function: GTP binding; GTPase activity; translation elongation factor activity. Gene Ontology annotation, biological process: mitochondrial translational elongation. Gene Ontology annotation, cellular component: mitochondrion. The coding region runs from base 162 to 1595 and encodes 477 amino acids. The transcript has a single exon. NCBI's taxonomy places the organism in Eukaryota, Viridiplantae, Streptophyta, Magnoliopsida, Solanales, Solanaceae. The record is from RefSeq and is a predicted model, not a curated record.